AAUGGAGUGCACUCUUCUUCAUCUCUCUCCUCCUCGAGAAAAACCCUAGAGAGAGAAAAAAAUGGCGGAGACAGAGAACGAGAACGGAAGCUCCGCCGCGGCGGCGGAGGAGGAAGAGGUGGCUAUUGGACCAGGUCCGGCCCCUCGCUCUCGGCCGAAGCGCCCUCUCCAAUUCGAGCAGGCAUACCUCGACUCCCUUCCCUCUGCCAACAUGUAUGAGAAAAGUUAUAUGCAUCGUGAUGUGGUAACACAUGUUGCUGUUUCAGUAGCAGAAUUUUUCAUAACUGGAAGUGCUGAUGGGCACUUGAAGUUUUGGAAGAAAAAGGCUCUUGGCAUUGAGUUUGCCAAGCAUUUCAGGUCCCAUCUUGGACCUAUUGAAGGGCUUGCUGUUAGUGUUGAUGGUUUGCUAUGCUGCACAAUAUCAAGUGAUCGUUCUGUGAAAAUAUAUGAUGUGGUCAACUAUGACAUGAUGGUCAUGAUACGUCUUCCAUAUGUAGCUGGGUCUGUUGAAUGGGUUUACAAACAAGGGGAUGUCAAAGCCAAGCUUGCUAUUAGUGAUCGUAGCUCCUCAUUUGUGCACAUAUAUGAUGCACGAAGUGGUUCAAAUGAAUCCAUCAUCUCUAGAGAGAUACAAUUGGGUCCCAUAAAAGUUAUGAAGUACAACCUUAUUUUUGAUACAGUGGUAUCUGCAGAUGCCAAGGGAAUCAUUGAGUACUGGAACCCUUCUACACUUCAGUUCCCAGAGGACGGGGUGAAUUUCAGAUUGAAAAGCGAUACCGAUCUCUUUGAAAUUGUAAAAUGCAAAACAACUGUCUCUACUAUUGAGGUGAGCCCAGAUGGUAAGCAAUUUUCAAUCACUUCACCUGAUCGUAGGAUACGUAUUUUUUGGUUUAGAACAGGUAAAUUAAGACGAGUUUAUGAUGAAUCUCUUGAGGUGGCACAAGAUCUCCAGAGAAGUGAUGUCCCCCUGUACCGGCUGGAAGCUAUUGAUUUUGGGCGAAGAAUGGCUGUAGAGAAGGAAAUUGAAAAAACAGAAACUGCACCUCAACCAAAUGCAGUUUUUGAUGAAAGCUCUAACUUUCUCAUAUAUGCAACCCUCCUUGGGAUUAAAAUUGUAAAUUUGCACACCAAUAAAGUGGCCCGAAUUCUUGGAAAGGUGGAGAACAAUGAUAGAUUCUUAAGUAUUGCCUUGUAUCAAGGUGACCGAAGCAGUAAAAAAGUACGAAAAAUCCCUGCUGCUGCAGCAAAUGUCAAUGAGAGCAAAGAGCCUUUGACAGAUCCCACUCUUUUAUGCUGUGCUUUCAAAAAGCACAGGAUCUAUUUGUUCAGUCGGAGAGAACCAGAGGAACCUGAAGAUCCAACUAAGGGAAGGGAUGUGUUUAAUGAGAAGCCUCCUCCUGAUGAACUUUUGGCUGUAUCAGAAAUAGGAAAAUCUACUACGACAUCUCUUCCAGAUAAUGUGCUCAUGCACACUACACUGGGUGACAUUCACAUGAAGCUCUACCCUGAAGAAUGUCCAAAAACAGUGGAGAACUUUACUACUCACUGCAGAAAUGGCUACUAUGAUAAUCUGAUUUUCCACCGGGUCAUCAAAGGCUUUAUGAUACAGACGGGAGAUCCUUUGGGGGAUGGCACUGGUGGGCAGUCUAUUUGGGGAAGGGAAUUUGAGGACGAAUUUCACAAAAGUUUACGACAUGACCGGCCUUUCACUGUUUCAAUGGCAAACGCUGGGCCCAACACCAAUGGCUCUCAGUUUUUUAUCACUACAGUGGCAACUCCAUGGCUGGACAAUAAGCACACUGUUUUUGGUAGAGUUAUAAAGGGGAUGGACGUUGUACAGGCUAUAGAGAAAGUGAAGACAGACAGGUCCGACAAGCCAUACCAAGAUGUGAAAAUCCUAAAUGUGACUGUUCCGAAGUCAUAAAGGCUAUUUAUGUAAUUGUGGUUCUGUACACAUUAUAUUGCUGAUCCUUAUGGGCAGUCAUGGGUGACAAAGUUCUACGUUAGGUAAAUACACGAAUCAUUGAAGAUUUGGUUACUUUGCCGCAGCUAUGUUCUCCCAACUGCCAGUGGAGAGCCUGCCAAUCAAUCCAGAGAACGAUAACUUGUCUCAAACUGUAUUUCUAUCACCGUAAUGGAAUUUUGAUCUUGUCUUCUUAGUAGGACUGCUGACAAAAUGUUGUAUCAUAUAUUUUAUUUGUGUUGGAUAGUGAAAAUAUAAAAUAGGUAGGAUGUUACAUGCCCA
Messenger RNA from Camellia sinensis, 2245 nucleotides. RefSeq names its product cyclophilin71 (gene CYP71). Gene Ontology annotation, biological process: protein folding; protein peptidyl-prolyl isomerization. The record is from RefSeq and is a predicted model, not a curated record. Gene Ontology annotation, molecular function: protein binding; peptidyl-prolyl cis-trans isomerase activity. Lineage: Eukaryota; Viridiplantae; Streptophyta; Magnoliopsida; Ericales; Theaceae.